Messenger RNA from Polypterus senegalus (gray bichir), 2968 nucleotides. It is a transcript of the gene copg2, whose product is annotated as COPI coat complex subunit gamma 2. NCBI's taxonomy places the organism in Eukaryota, Metazoa, Chordata, Cladistia, Polypteriformes, Polypteridae. Gene Ontology annotation, cellular component: endoplasmic reticulum; endoplasmic reticulum-Golgi intermediate compartment; Golgi membrane. The record is from RefSeq and is a predicted model, not a curated record. Gene Ontology annotation, biological process: intracellular protein transport; protein secretion; endoplasmic reticulum to Golgi vesicle-mediated transport. The transcript is spliced from 24 exons. Gene Ontology annotation, molecular function: structural molecule activity. The coding region runs from base 106 to 2727 and encodes 873 amino acids.
CCUGUGACUGGCGGAAGACCCACAGGAUGAUGUGGAAGCUGUGACUACAGCUGAGCAAAGGAACCAAGUGAAGUCAGUCCCUGGUUAUAUUGUUGUGAAGAAGAAAUGAUAAAGAAAUUUGACAAGAAGGACGAGGAGUCCGGAAGUGGCUCCAAUCCUUUUCAGCACCUUGAGAAAAGUGCCGUUUUGCAAGAGGCACGUAUUUUUAAUGAGACACCAAUAAACCCAAGAAGAUGUCUUCAUAUCCUAACAAAAAUAAUUUAUUUGCUGAACCAGGGUGAACACUUUGGAACAACUGAAGCUACAGAGGCAUUUUUUGCAAUGACCAGGCUGUUUCAAUCAAAUGAUCAAACUCUGAGAAGGAUGUGCUACUUGACAAUAAAAGAAAUGGCAAACAUUUCUGAAGAUGUGAUCAUUGUAACAAGCAGUUUGACCAAGGACAUGACUGGCAAGGAAGAUAUUUACAGGGGACCUGCAAUUCGUGCUCUCUGCCGCAUUACUGAUACAACCAUGCUUCAAGCUAUAGAAAGGUACAUGAAACAAGCAAUUGUGGAUAAAGUGCCUAGCGUUUCAAGCUCAGCAUUGGUUUCUUCUUUGCACAUGGUGAAGAUGAGUUAUGAUGUAGUUAAACGCUGGGUUAAUGAAGCACAAGAAGCUGCAUCAAGUGACAAUAUCAUGGUACAGUACCAUGCCUUGGGGCUUUUGUAUCAUCUGAGAAAAAAUGAUCGCUUAGCAGUUACAAAAAUGCUGAAUACAUUUACAAAGUCUGGCCUGAAAUCACCCUUUGCCUACUGUAUGCUGAUUCGGAUUGCCAGCCGCCUACUUGAGGAAACCGAUGGAGGACACGACAGUCCCUUGUUUGACUUUAUUGAGGGCUGUUUGCGGAACAAACAUGAAAUGGUUGUAUAUGAAGCAGCAUCUGCUAUUGUUCAUCUACCGAACUGCCGAGCACGAGAACUGGCACCAGCUGUCUCAGUUCUUCAACUCUUCUGCAGCUCCCCUAAAGCAGCACUUAGAUAUGCAGCAGUCAGGACACUCAAUAAGGUUGCAAUGAAGCAUCCAUCAGCAGUUACUGCAUGCAACUUGGACUUGGAAAACCUGAUUACUGAUUCUAACCGCAGUAUUGCUACAUUGGCAAUAACCACGUUACUGAAGACAGGCAGUGAAAGUAGCGUUGAUAGGCUAAUGAAGCAGAUAUCUUCCUUUGUAUCAGAAAUUUCAGAUGAGUUUAAGGUUGUUGUUGUACAAGCAAUCAGUGCCCUGUGUCAGAAAUACCCAAGAAAACACAGUGUGAUGAUGAAUUUCCUUUCUAAUAUGCUUCGUGAUGAUGGAGGAUUCGAGUACAAGCGUGCUAUUGUAGACUGCAUUAUUGGUUUCAUAGAGGAAAAUCCAGAGAGUAAAGAAACAGGCCUUGCCCAUCUGUGUGAAUUCAUAGAAGACUGUGAACACACUGUUCUGGCAACCCGAAUAUUGCAUCUGCUGGGAAAAGAAGGACCAAGAACACCCACUCCCUCUAAAUACAUCAGAUUUAUUUUUAACAGAGUUAUUUUGGAAAGUGAAGCUGUUCGAGCAGCUGCUGUGAGUGCUUUGGCCAAAUUUGGCGCCCAGAAUGAUGACCUCCUACCCAGUGUCCUUGUUUUGCUACAGAGGUGUAUGAUGGAUAGUGAUGAUGAGGUUCGUGACCGUGCAACAUUUUAUAUGAAUGUACUCCAGCAGAAACAAAAAGCACUCAAUGCUGCAUACAUAUUUAAUGGCCUAACUGUGUCUGUCCCAGGACUGGAAAAAUCACUGCAUCAGUAUACCCUUGAACCAUCAGAAAAGCCAUUUGAUAUGAAAUCAGUUCCUUUGGCAACUACACCCAUUAAUGAGUUGAAAACAGAACUGACUCCUAUUGUUACUACUAAAUUACCUGAGAAGGUGGCCCCCUCCCGUCAAGACAUCUAUCAAGAGCAACUUUCAGCUAUUCCAGAGUUCAAAGGGCUGGGGCCCCUAUUCAAAUCUUCUGAUCCUGUUCAGCUGACAGAGGCAGAGACAGAAUAUGUGGUUCGCUGUAUUAAACAUACUUUCACAAAUCAUAUUGUAUUUCAGUUUGAUUGCACAAACACCUUAAAUGACCAGCUUUUACAGAAAGUUAUUGUACAAAUGGAACCUUCUGAAGCAUAUGAAGUUGUCCAUUAUGUUCCAGCGGCAAAUUUACCAUACAAUCAGCCAAGCUCAUGUUACACGCUUGUUAGAUUACCUGAUGAAGAUCCUACAGCAGUAUCUUGCACAUUUAGCUGCACAAUGAAAUACCUAGUUCGUGAUUGUGAUCCAAAUACUGGAGAGCCGGAUGAAGAUGGUUAUAAUGAUGAAUAUCUGCUUGAAGAUUUGGAAGUAACUGUAGCUGACCAUAUUCAAAAAGUACUUAAACCCAACUUUGGAGCUGCAUGGGAGGAAGUAGGAGAUGACUUUGAAAAAGAAGAAACAUUUGCACUUGCUUCUGUAAAAACCCUUGAAGAGGCUAUCAAUAAUAUUAUCAGCUUCCUUGGAAUGCAGCCUUGUGAGAGGACAGAUAAAGUUCCAGAAAAUAAAAACUCACAUGUAUUGCUACUUGCAGGUGUUUUCAGAGGAGGUCAUGAUGUUUUGGUCCGCUCCAGGCUUGCCCUUGCUGAUGGAGUAACAAUGCAGGUGACUGUCCGAAGUAAAGACGAAAUACCUGUUGAUGUUAUUCUUGCUUCUGUAGGCUAAUCUCUAUUGAAUAAUAUCUUUGGAAAUUUGUUUCAUGUUGGGACUGUUAACGAGGCAGCAUCUGUAUUAAAUGAUUUUCUUGUGGCUAGUUGAGUUUCACCUUAAUUACAUUAUGACCACAUUAAACUCCAUUUCUUUUUUUUUUUUUAUUUUAUGCUUCUAUGUAAUCUACAGCAAGCUAAACCUAAAUAUUUUCUAAAGUUUAAUUCUUCACUGAAAAUAAACAUUCUAUGUUUAUGAA